Messenger RNA from Symbiodinium necroappetens, 789 nucleotides. NCBI's taxonomy places the organism in Eukaryota, Dinophyceae, Suessiales, Symbiodiniaceae. The record is from the annotation of a GenBank genome assembly.
AUGGUCGGCAGAAGCCAGUAUCACAACGUCCGCCUGGCUCUGAGCAACGGAUGGGAAUCCGAUUCGGGAGCGCAGCCGGCAGCUGACAAGUACAUUACCCAGCCGUGGCUAAGCGAAGGUGAGCAGGUGAAGUGGCUGCUGCGUCCGAGCCUUAGACGCGAGCUGCGGCCAGUCUCCUUCCAACUGAAGCGGGGACCGGAAGCCAAGUACCUGAAGUUCGGAUUCAUCGCGCAAGAGCUGGAAGCAGUGUUCCCCAACUUGGUUCGGACGGUUGGGGACAACACGAAAGCAGUUGCCAGCCAGGACCUCAUCGCGGUGCUGACUCUCGCCUUCCAGAAUCUCCAGAAGGAGCACGAUGACUACAAGAAGACGGUGCUUGACCAGCAGAGGGAGUUGGAAAGCCUCAAGCGGUGCAUAAGCUCCAAAUGGAUGAUCCUUGUGUGCUCAGGCAGAGGCACUGAGCCUGCGGCUCUGACGUCCAAUUUCAGAGACAAGCCGGAAGAGCUGGUCCUGAUCGAGCUACAGAGCACUGCUUACAUGGAGGACGGUUCGAAGGUCACCGGUCAGGAGCUCGGAACCCUGCAAUUGAAAGGAGGAACUGUGGUGCUCACAAACGGCCCUCGCAGCCUCUAUGGAUCUCUGCAAGAGCUCAAAAGCCCUCUGGUGCUCCUGGAGCGGACUGGACAGGAAGAGCAACUCGUCGGAGACGCCCGAGCAGCCCUCCUUCGCGCCCGCGGGGUGAUCCGCAGGAAGGUAGUCUUCAACCAGCGGCCGCAGCUCUCCGUCUAA